Messenger RNA from Panicum virgatum (switchgrass), 772 nucleotides. RefSeq lists its product as uncharacterized. The record is from RefSeq and is a predicted model, not a curated record. The transcript is spliced from 3 exons. NCBI's taxonomy places the organism in Eukaryota, Viridiplantae, Streptophyta, Magnoliopsida, Poales, Poaceae. Bases 122 to 466 code for a protein of 114 amino acids.
UCUGCAUCCUGAGGAGACACUAGCGAGUGGUCUAAGGAGGUGUAAAAAAAAAACCGAAACCCUAAGUAUCAAAAAAGAAAGGGUUCUCCCAAUUAGCGCCGCCAACCUUAGUUGCAGCCUGAUGGAGCCUGACGGCCAGAAGCGAUUUCAGAUCGGGCCCAAAGUCGUAGUUCAUCUCGACGCGGAGUUCAUACGUCGCAUGGCGAUUCCGCGGCCUAAGGAUCCUGAUGACCAAGAGUACAUGGAACAUGUGGCGUUCUGGGAGGCCAUACUUGGAGUGCAUCCAUACUAUCGGAGUAGGAUUACUGGAGAUGAAGUGUCAGAAUGUUACACAAGUUUGGUUGAGACCGUGACGUCGGAGCAAGAGGUGGGUGAGCACAAAUUGGAGGCUGUGGGAGACGACGCUUCCUUUGAGACUCAAGGCAGGCACCUAUGCAUUACUUACUCCCUAUUUUGGAUCAAUUAAGUAUAUGUGUCUUGUUUGCGCAUGAGUUACCAUGCUUUAUCUAUAUGUAUCAAUGUUUGAUUAGAACCUAUUUGAUGCAUUACCAACCUUGAUUAGAACAUAGCCAUCUAGGUGAGUAUGAUUGUGUAAGGGUCACGAAUUAUAUGCUUAGCCUUGCAUAGUCUCGGUAGAAGUUGAGAGGUGGCAAGGUCACGACCACUCACGAGCUAUAGGAAGUAAUGUUUAAUUCUACCUUCUUAGUUGGUGAUGAAUAAAAUUUGAGAAACUAUGAAUUAUGAUUUGGACUUUAGCAAGAAUGGUAGAGCC